Messenger RNA from Diabrotica balteata, 1207 nucleotides. The record is from the annotation of a GenBank genome assembly. NCBI's taxonomy places the organism in Eukaryota, Metazoa, Arthropoda, Insecta, Coleoptera, Chrysomelidae.
AUAAUUGUCAAAAUUUUUUGUCAAAAAGUUAAUUUUAAAUUACCUUCAAAAAAUUUAAGUGUCUCGUUUCAUUUUCUAAAUUUUCGUUUGCGAAAUUAUUACCCACAUCAAGUUAAAAAUGGCAUGCGGAUAUAAUUCAAAAUCUCAAACAAGAAAAUCAUUAUUGGAUGAUCUAAAAGCUCUAGUUUGCAAACUAGAUGGUUGUCCUCCCUCCGGUUCAUGUGCACCAUGUGGCCCAUGUGGACCAUGCGGUCCGUGUGUACCUAGUCCCGCGUUUUGUCCAGGAACUUGCCCACCAGCGACGAAAGCAGUGCCUGUUGGUUGUUGUGGACCUGUAUGCAUUCCGCCUGCCUGUGUUCCUCCAUGUCUGCCAAUCUGCACUCCAGUUCCACCUGCUGCUGUACCUCUGUGUAAUCCUAAUCAAGGGCCUCAACCAUGUGUACCAUGUAAUCCUCCUCAGAUGAUGGUUGCAUACAGAAUGCCCAAGUGUAUCCCUUGUACCAGGUCCAAAUCUCGGGAACUUCGUGCUAGUAUUCUAUAUAUUGGUUGCGACUGUGAAAGAAAAAAUGGACUUCAAGAUGAUUGUCCCAGAGUUGAGUGCCAAGGAGCUCCAUGCUGUAUUAAUUGCCCUGAGCCCAGAUGCGGACCUAGUGCUUUUGCUAACGGUAAACAUUUAGGAAAAUCAGUUUGUGGUAUGGAAGAUCUAGAAAAAUACCAAUGUUAUCCAGCCUUCGUAAGACUUCCACCAUGCCAACCAUGCGGACCCUGCCCUCCUUGUGGGCCAUGCGCACCUUGUGGCCCAUGCGCACCUUGUGGUCCAUGUGCACCUUGUGGUCCAUGUGCACCUUGCGGUCCACCUUGCUCACCUUGUCCGCCGUGCCCACCACCGCAGGUUCCAUUAAUUGCAGCUGCCCCACCUCCACCUUGCUGUCCACCACCAUGUCCACCUCCAGUACCUGUUGGAAAAGUCUGCCCAGUUUCACCAGCUGUUCCGAUUCCAGCCUGCCCUCCACCAGCACCUUGUGCACCUUUUGCUCCAUGUAUACCACCAUUUGCUUGUCCGUCUCCAUGUCUGCCGUGUCCGUGUUAAUUUUUUAUCAGUACAAAAAUCGUGUCCACCGUGUCCAUGAAAUGGAAAUUGGUAUCUGUACAAUUGUUUUUGAGAGUCCUUGUUAUUGUAGUGAAUAAAGAUGGUUUUAAAUCAAUG